Daucus carota subsp. sativus is the source of this 746-nucleotide messenger RNA. Its product is annotated as histone H2AX-like. Gene Ontology annotation, biological process: heterochromatin formation. The record is from RefSeq and is a predicted model, not a curated record. Bases 165 to 587 code for a protein of 140 amino acids. Gene Ontology annotation, cellular component: nucleosome; chromatin. Gene Ontology annotation, molecular function: structural constituent of chromatin; DNA binding; protein heterodimerization activity. The transcript has 2 exons. NCBI's taxonomy places the organism in Eukaryota, Viridiplantae, Streptophyta, Magnoliopsida, Apiales, Apiaceae.
CAGGCCCUCUCCAAUCCCACCAAUCAGAGCAAAGCUUCCCAAACCCUUGUACACUUUCACCUCCAACACUUACCUAUAAAACAAAACCCACAUCUCCCAUUCUCCCACACCAAACCUACAAAUACAACAAUCCAUUUCACACAUACAAAGAUACACACACAAAGAUGAGUGGGAAAGGUGCAAUAACAAAGGGAGGCAGAGGCCAACAAGCAAAGACCAAGUCAGUGUCAAGAUCCUCAAAGGCUGGCCUUCAGUUCCCUGUUGGUAGAAUUGCCCGAUUUCUCAAAUCAGGCAAGUAUGCUGAACGUGUAGGGGCUGGAGCCCCGGUCUAUCUAUCAGCUGUUCUUGAGUAUCUUGCUGCUGAGGUUCUUGAGCUUGCUGGCAAUGCUGCAAGAGAUAACAAGAAGAAUCGGAUUGUUCCGAGGCACAUUCAGCUUGCUGUGAGGAAUGAUGAGGAAUUGAGCAAGCUUUUGGGGACGGUUACUAUUGCCAAUGGUGGUGUGUUGCCAAAUAUCCACCAAACUUUGUUGCCAAAGAAAAUGGGGAAAGGAAAGGAUGAGAUUGGAUCUGCCUCACAAGAAUUUUAGGGCUUUGGCAAGGUUUUGUUGUGGUGUUUGACUAUUUAUAUGAUGAAUGGCGGGGUUUGAUAUUAUCUGAUUUGGUGUGGUCAGUUAAUAUACCCCUCAUAUCAGGAUUGUUUGAUUUAUUCUAAAUAUAAAAAUGCAAUGCUUAUUUUGUGUGGUGAA